CAGCGGUCACCACCGUUCGGGCACUUUUACUUCCCUCUUUCUUUCUCUCUCUACAUACACUCUCUCUCACUCAUUCACUCCCUCUCUCUCUCUCUCAGCACGCCUCACUCAGAAAAAGAUAACAAUUUACACUCUCACCAGCUGAAAGAGAAAGAGAGCGUGUUUGUGUUACUGUGUUAUUAUUAAGCUAGCUAGUAGCUACAGAGAGAGGAAGCAUUUAUUUUAUUACAUUUAUUUUUAUUUUAAUCAUUUGAGUGAAAAUAUAAAAAUAAAUUAAAUUGACAGUGGGAAAAAUGUUGUGAUUCUUUUUGGUAUUUUUUUAAAAAAGUUUAUUUUUUUGGGGGUUUAUGUUUCUGGGUCAGUUUCAAAAAGGUGUAUUUUGACGAGAUCGGGUUCUGGGUGUAGUGUGGUGAGUGAUAAUGGUGAAGAUUUGAGGUACUUGCAUGUGAGAUUUGGGGGUUAGGGUUUUAGGGUAAUUUGGAUUUGUUGUGGCGGUGGUGGUGGUGGAGGUGGAGGUGGGGGGUUUGUGAUGGUGUUUUAUAGUGUGAGUUAUUGUUUGGAUCUGAGAUUAUUAACUAUAUAGUCAGAUGGAGAGAAAGUUCUGUGCUUUAGCUUUCAUUUGGGGUGUUUUGUUUUUGUUGCUUCAUCCACUAUGGUUGAUUUCUGCUAACAUGGAAGGUGAUGCGUUACAUAGUUUGAGGACAAAUUUACAAGAUCCUAACAAUGUUUUGCAGAGUUGGGAUCCUACACUUGUCAAUCCUUGCACAUGGUUUCAUGUAACCUGCAAUAAUGAUAAUAGUGUCAUAAGAGUUGAUUUGGGAAAUGCUGCUUUAUCUGGCCAACUAGUUCCACAGCUCGGUCAACUCAAGAAUUUGCAGUAUCUGGAACUUUACAGCAAUAACAUCACUGGUCCUAUUCCAAGUGACCUGGGGAAUCUUACUAACUUGGUGAGCUUGGAUCUGUACCUAAAUCGGUUCACUGGCCCUAUCCCGGAUUCAUUGGGCAAGUUGUCCAAAUUGCGUUUCCUCCGGCUUAAUAAUAACAGCUUGAUGGGUCCUAUUCCCAUGUCACUAACUAAUAUUUCAGCUCUCCAAGUUUUGGAUUUGUCUAAUAACCAGCUCUCAGGCGUGGUUCCUGAUAAUGGCUCCUUCUCAUUAUUCACUCCGAUCAGUUUUGCAAAUAACUUGAAUCUAUGCGGACCAGUCACUGGUCACCCUUGUCCAGGCUCUCCUCCAUUUUCUCCGCCUCCUCCUUUUGUCCCUCCACCCCCAAUUUCCGCCCCAGGAAGUGGCAGUGCAACUGGAGCUAUAGCUGGAGGAGUUGCUGCCGGUGCUGCUCUAUUAUUUGCUGCACCUGCAAUUGCAUUUGCAUGGUGGCGUCGAAGGAAACCACAAGAAUUUUUCUUUGACGUUCCUGCUGAAGAGAAUCCUGAAGUUCAUCUUGGGCAGCUUAAGAGGUUCUCGCUCCGAGAGUUGCAAGUUGCAACUGAUACUUUCAGCAAUAAGAACAUUCUUGGAAGGGGAGGGUUUGGUAAGGUGUACAAAGGACGCUUGGUUGAUGGUUCCCUGGUUGCUGUCAAAAGAUUGAAAGAGGAACGGACGCCUGGUGGGGAACUUCAGUUUCAGACUGAAGUAGAGAUGAUCAGUAUGGCUGUGCAUAGAAAUCUCCUUCGUUUACGUGGGUUUUGUAUGACACCGACAGAAAGGUUACUUGUUUAUCCAUACAUGGCUAAUGGAAGUGUUGCCUCCUGCUUAAGAGAGCGUCCUCCGCAUCAAGAACCCCUAGAUUGGCCGACAAGGAAAAGAAUAGCUUUGGGAUCAGCGAGGGGUCUUUCAUAUUUGCACGAUCACUGUGACCCAAAGAUCAUUCAUCGUGACGUUAAAGCUGCUAACAUAUUGCUGGAUGAGGAGUUUGAGGCGGUUGUCGGGGAUUUCGGAUUGGCUAAACUUAUGGAUUACAAGGACACGCAUGUGACAACUGCUGUACGGGGUACAAUUGGUCAUAUAGCUCCCGAGUACCUAUCUACUGGCAAAUCUUCGGAGAAAACUGAUGUUUUUGGUUAUGGUAUUAUGCUUCUUGAGCUUAUCACUGGACAAAGAGCUUUUGACCUUGCUCGGCUUGCAAAUGAUGAUGAUGUUAUGCUGCUUGAUUGGGUAAAAGGACUACUGAAAGAAAAAAAGCUUGAAAUGUUGGUUGAUCCUGAUCUUCACAACAACUACAUAGAAGCUGAGGUAGAACAGUUAAUCCAGGUUGCACUGCUCUGCACACAAGGUUCCCCUAUGGACCGACCUAAGAUGUCAGAAGUGGUGAGAAUGCUCGAAGGCGACGGUUUAGCUGAAAGAUGGGAUGAGUGGCAGAAAGGGGAAGUUCUUCGCCAAGAAGUGGAGCUGGCGCCUCAUCCGAACUCGGAUUGGAUUGUUGACUCUACUGAAAAUCUACAUGCAGUUGAAUUAUCUGGUCCAAGGUGACCUUGUCAUCACAGUAGUAAUGAAAAGAAAAAAUGAAUGGAAUUAAUUGUGACUUAUUUUUUAAUUAUAAAAGUUUUUUCACCUUUUUUUUUGUUUUUGUUUUUUUGGUUCCUUUCAAGUACCAUAUCAUGAUUACAGAUCUUGUAAGUCCACUGCAUUAUAUUAUAUUCAUUUACAUUUGUGCAUAGGGGUCACUUUGUCAAGUUGCAAAUUUGUAUCAUCUGGUAUUGUUUGAUGAAGUGAUGUUUUACUUAGAUGAAUGAAUCUUUUUGUACA
Molecule: messenger RNA, 2744 nt
Organism: Cicer arietinum (chickpea)
Lineage: Eukaryota; Viridiplantae; Streptophyta; Magnoliopsida; Fabales; Fabaceae
Product: somatic embryogenesis receptor kinase 2
Biological process (GO): protein phosphorylation
Molecular function (GO): ATP binding; protein binding; protein kinase activity
Source: RefSeq, a predicted model, not a curated record